UUCCAAGUGUUGACAUCAAUCCUGCGGUGUUACAAUAUCGAAAAAAACCGUUAGAAUUCAAUAAAAAAUAAUAAAUAUUAAAUAAAACUAAUAUACUGUGAAUUGUUUAAAUUAACUACAAUCAGUGUUGAAAAUAUACAGUUGUUGGUAUUUGUUACUGCUACUGAAACCUAAAUACAUUUUACCAUUUAACGAGUUAAUACUACUAUAUCAACAGCAACCAACCAUGAUCAGCAUUUUGAAAUCCCUGAUUUUAUUCACAAUCUUCAUGACCAUUACAAUGGUUCAUAUUGCGGCUCGACCACAAAAUGCACUUGACUCCAAUCAGGCAUUGGAUACGAUUGAAUCGGAUGUCGAUGAAAUGCAAAAUUCGUACUAUGACUUGCCCCUACAACAACCACAAAAUGUCUACCCUAGUAUACCAUUGGAUCGUUUGCAAAUGCUCAUUGCUCGUUACAACAGACCCACAGCCUAUUUGCGCUCUCCAUCUGUUGCUGGUUUGAAUGAACUAUACCGUGUGCCCGAAUCAAAACGUCAAGUCAGAUAUCGGCAGUGCUACUUCAAUCCCAUUUCAUGCUUUAAAAAGUAAAUUUUAAAAUAAACUUAUUUAAACACGCGUACGUUUGAUUCAAUUCAAACAACAACUAAAUGUUUUCCUCAAUAUAAUAGAAAUUAGUAAAUUAAUAUUUCAAAUACCUACUAAAUGAUAAUUUAAAUCCUAUUUCAUAUAUAGUCUAGAAAAUAACAAUUAUAUUUCCUUAUUCUUUUCUUUUUGAUCUCAAUGUAACUAAUUUUUCAUAGUGUAAAUGUAUUCAUUGUAAAAAAGCCCCAGUUUUAAAAUAGAAUUUCUGUUUUCGGUUUCAACAUUUCGCCAUUUUAUUAUGUACCGUUUUUUAAUAACUAUAGUCAGUUUGUUGUAAUUGAAUCCAUUAAGAAUGAAAUCUUUAGUUUGUUUUGUUUGGUUUAUUGGUUUAUUUUUUUAUACUAACAAUCAAGUCAAAUGUAUUGAAAUCAGUUUUAAAUUAACAAGAAAGGGGAAACGAAGAGCAUAAUCUUGUAAACCUUAAAUUCUAAGUUUUGGAUAAAAUAUUUAUGUAAAAGAAACAUAUACAUAUGUAGUUCAAUAUAAUUGUUAUUUAAAUAAUUUCAUUUAAUAUGUACCUAUUAUUUAUUAUUAUUAAUCAAAUAUAUUUAAAACAAAUGGUAUGCAUAUGGUGUGGUACAACAUAAAAUAUUUAAAUACUAAGUAAAUGUACACAAUAUUUCAAUUAAUGUAUGUAUUUAUUGUUUAAAACUUGGGUAUUGUUGGCGUCUAAUGAACGUUAUACUCGUACCACUGUGCGAAUUAGUACAUUUCUGUUUUACUCGUACGACGUUCAUUGUACACCCGCACAUACCAGCCCUGACACUCUUUCUCCAAUUACUAUAAUAAUUACCAACAAAAUAAUAAAAUAUUUGUACAAAAUUCAUAAACCUGUAACCAUUAUGUCGAUUGUAAAUUAUUAAACAUACAACCAAUAUACAUAUAAUUCAAAGACAAAAAGAAAAUAUUUAAUAAAAAAAAAACAUUAAUUUAAGUGUAA
Messenger RNA from Calliphora vicina (urban bluebottle blowfly), 1583 nucleotides. It is a transcript of the gene AstC, whose product is annotated as Allatostatin C. The record is from RefSeq and is a predicted model, not a curated record. Lineage: Eukaryota; Metazoa; Arthropoda; Insecta; Diptera; Calliphoridae. The transcript is spliced from 4 exons. The coding region runs from base 227 to 589 and encodes 120 amino acids.